AUGCCCAAAGUCUACACAACAGACCAUUCCACCUCAGUCCUGGAAACCCACAGCUGGCGGACCCUCUCCAAUUCAGCACCCUACCUGCUCCCCUACAUCCAGCCAGACCUGCAAAUCCUAGACGUAGGCUGCGGGCCAGGGAGCAUGACAAUCAACUUCGCCAAACACGUACCCCGAGGGCAUGUAACUGGCGUGGAAUAUGUCCCCGAGCCUCUCGAAGGAGCCCGCGAUCUCGCUGCCUUGGAAGGUGUAUCCAACAUCAGCUUCCUAGUCGGCGACAUACACGAUCUGCCAUUUCCGGAUAACACUUUUGACAUUGUUCACGCGCAUCAGGUCGUACAGCAUAUCGCCGACCCGGUCCGGGCAUUCCAAGAGAUGCGGCGCGUGGUAAAGCAAGGCGGAAUCGUGGCAGUGCGCGAGUCUGCUUCGCUAACUUGGUAUCCUGAAUCGGAGGGCAUUGCCGCAUGGCGAGAGGUUGCGGAACGAAUGCAGCGAGCAAAAGGCGGCAAUCCUCACCCUGGAAGGUUUAUUCACAUUUGGGCAAAGGAAGCCGGGUUCCUACGAGAGAGUAUCAAGAAAACUGCUGGUUCAUGGUGUUUUAGCAAUCUUGAGGAACGGAAGUACUGGGGUGGUUCGAUGGAAAAGAGAGCUCGAUCGUCUGGAUUUGCGGCCACGGCAAUUGAAGAAGGAUUUGCGACUCAAGAGGAUUUGGAGAAAAUCGCGAUGGGCUGGAGGGCAUUUGUGGAGGACGAAGAUGCGUGGUUUGGACUGUUGCAUGGGGAAAUUUUGUGCUGGAAAUAA
Molecule: messenger RNA, 801 nt
Organism: Penicillium cinerascens
Lineage: Eukaryota; Fungi; Ascomycota; Eurotiomycetes; Eurotiales; Aspergillaceae
Product: class I SAM-dependent methyltransferase
Exons: 1
Coding region: 1-801 (266 amino acids)
Molecular function (GO): methyltransferase activity
Source: RefSeq, a predicted model, not a curated record